Molecule: messenger RNA, 2003 nt
Organism: Neltuma alba
Lineage: Eukaryota; Viridiplantae; Streptophyta; Magnoliopsida; Fabales; Fabaceae
Product: serine carboxypeptidase-like 27
Exons: 9
Coding region: 346-1719 (457 amino acids)
Biological process (GO): proteolysis
Cellular component (GO): vacuole
Molecular function (GO): serine-type carboxypeptidase activity
Source: RefSeq, a predicted model, not a curated record
CACCUUUCCUCGGUGUCCCACACUCUCAUUCUCUGUCCCUUUCUUUGCUCUCUCGUACUCUCCUCUUGGUUUUUAGUUUUGUCAAAUCUCUCUCACUGUCUCACUUUGCUUUGGGUUCCUGCACUCUUUUAAUCUCUGGCAUUACAGUCCAGAUUGUUUUUGUUGUUGGGAUCUGUGCUUCUUCCAUAAACUGCAUCAUCGCUAUUGCUAUUCUUCACUUCUGUUCUCUGCCUUCUUUUAUGGUCUUGGAGUAAGCUGGCAGUAAGAAGGCUAGAAAACCCAGAAUUUUUUUGGUCUCUUAUUCUGGGUUUUCCUUACCUUUUGCAACUUUCAGAUUUAUAGAUCAUGGGUUUUCCUUCUCAGCUCUAUUUAUGUUUGCAUUUGUUCAUCUUUUUGGGAAUUUGUCUGGCUUCUCCUCUUGGAGAUCAAAAGAGAGACAGGAUCACCGAUUUGCCAGGACAACCAAAGAAUGUGGGUUUUGCUCAGUACUCGGGCUAUGUGACAGUGAAUAAGGAGUCAGGGAGGGCAUUGUUUUAUUGGUUGACUGAAGCACCACCAAGUCGUGGACCCAAGUCAAGGCCAUUAGUGUUAUGGCUUAACGGCGGUCCUGGAUGCUCCUCUGUUGCUUAUGGGUCCUCUGAAGAGAUAGGACCUUUUCGCAUUAGGCCUGAUGGGAAGUCACUGUACUUGAAUCCUUACGCUUGGAACAAACUGGCAAAUUUACUGUUCCUUGAUUCUCCCGCUGGUGUUGGCUUUUCAUAUACGAACAAAACGUCGGAUCUGUUUACAAUGGGAGAUCGCAGAACAGCUGAAGAUGCAUAUACAUUUCUUGUUAAUUGGUUUAAAAGAUUUCCGCAGUAUAGACAUAGAGAAUUCUACAUUGCUGGAGAGAGUUAUGCUGGUCACUAUGUUCCUCAGUUAGCUCGGAUUAUUUACCAGCAAAACAAGGGUAUCAAGAAUCCGGUUAUUAAUUUUAAGGGAUUUAUGGUUGGAAAUGCUGUUACUGAUGAUUACCAUGAUUACAUUGGUACAUUUGAGUACUGGUGGACUCAUGGCUUGAUUUCAGAUUCCACCUAUAGGAUGCUGCGAAUUACCUGUACUUCUGGGUCCUCCCUGCAUCCAACAUUGCAAUGCAUGCAGGCCCUCAGAGGGGCAGUUGUGGAACAGGGGAACAUUGAUCCAUAUAGCAUCUAUACACGGCCAUGCAAUAACACAGCAUCACUUAGACAUGGCUUGAGGGGUCGCUACCCAUGGAUGUCUCGAGCGUACGAUCCCUGCACAGAAAGGUUUGCAGACUUAUACUUCAAUCGUCCAGAAGUUCAGAAAGCACUGCACGCCAAUACAACAGGGAUUAGUUAUUCGUGGAAGUCGUGCAGCGACAUUGUUGGGAAUUAUUGGGCGGAUUCUCCACUAUCUAUGCUUCCUAUAUAUCAUGAACUCAUUCAUGCUGGUCUCAGGAUAUGGGUGUACAGUGGAGAUACAGAUGCUGUGGUUCCAGUAACUGCAACUCGAUAUUCUAUUGAUGCCUUAAAGUUGGCUACCAUCGUCAACUGGUAUCCUUGGAAUGAUAAUGGCAAGGUUGGAGGUUGGAGCCAAGUUUAUAAAGGCCUUACGUUGGUUACAGUCACGGGAGCAGGGCAUGAGGUUCCUCUUCACAGGCCUCGCCAAGCAUUUAUUCUUUUCAGGUCAUUCUUGGAGAACAAGUCCAUGCCUAGCUGAAUAACACAGGAAGCAUACACAACCAUUCAUAGUACUCCCAAACGAAAUAACACCCAUCAUUCAUUUACAUACGACGGGGCUGAAAGACACGCGAUAAGGAAUGCAUUCCUCAUGAGUUCCCUCUUGCCUCUCAGCUGCCUACAAAAAUUAGACCAAGCUCUUUCCUCAAUGUUUGAAAUAUGUAGAAUAUUCAUGUGAAUUUUAUUCUUUAUAAGGUUUCUAUUAAUCAUUAUAUGAAAUGUGUGGGCCAUUCUAUGCAACGAACGUCCGGCAUAAUACUGCUC